CCGAAACCGCCUUGUUUUUCUGGCGGCACUCCCACAACAACUAAACCGCCCGAUAUCUACCUUUAACGAACGACCCCAUUCACACAACAGACACCAUGGCAUCCGAGCCUGAGCAUAAGAAGAAGGUCAACUUGGCCGACGUCUCCGGCGCCGAGCCCAAAGAUGAGAACGAUGUUUCGACGGCUAUCCUAAAGAAGAAGAAGAAGCCGAACCAGCUGAUGGUAACUGAUGCCACUAAUGAUGACAACUCUAUCAUCGCACUCUCGAACAACACCAUGGAGCAACUCCAGUUAUUCCGAGGAGACACCGUUCUUGUACGAGGCAAGAAGAGAAAGGACACUGUCUUGAUUGUCCUAGCCGAUGAUGAUCUUGAUGACGGCAGUGCCCGACUCAACCGAGUCGUUCGCCACAACCUCCGGGUCAAGCACGGUGAUAUCGUCACCAUUCACCCGUGCCCGGAUAUCAAAUAUGCCAAGCGCAUUGCGGUACUUCCCAUCGCUGACACCGUUGAGGGUCUAACCGGCUCGCUUUUCGAUGUGUUCCUCGCCCCAUACUUCCGAGAAGCCUACCGACCCGUUCGUCAAGGUGAUCUAUUCAUCGUCCGAGGUGGUAUGAGACAAGUGGAAUUCAAGGUGGUCGAGGUUGAUCCUCCGGAGUACGGUAUUGUUGCACAGGACACUGUUAUUCACUGCGAGGGUGACCCGAUCCAGCGUGAAGAGGAGGAGAACAACCUCAACGAAGUUGGUUAUGAUGACAUUGGUGGUUGCCGCAAGCAGAUGGCCCAGAUCCGAGAAAUGGUUGAGUUGCCGUUACGUCAUCCUCAACUUUUCAAGUCCAUUGGUAUCAAACCUCCUCGUGGUGUUUUGCUCUACGGACCUCCGGGUACCGGUAAGACGCUGAUGGCCCGUGCUGUCGCCAACGAGACUGGUGCGUUUUUCUUCUUGAUCAACGGUCCCGAGAUCAUGUCGAAGAUGGCCGGUGAGUCAGAGUCGAAUCUACGUAAAGCAUUCGAGGAGGCUGAGAAGAACUCGCCUGCUAUCAUCUUCAUUGACGAGAUCGACUCUAUCGCACCCAAGCGAGAGAAGACCAAUGGUGAGGUUGAGCGACGUGUUGUCUCUCAGCUUUUGACUCUCAUGGAUGGCAUGAAGGCACGAUCCAACGUCGUUGUCAUGGCCGCCACUAACCGUCCCAACUCUAUUGAUCCCGCUCUUCGACGUUUCGGUCGUUUCGAUCGUGAGGUUGAUAUUGGUAUCCCUGACCCCACUGGUCGUCUUGAGAUCUUGCAGAUCCACACUAAGAACAUGAAACUUGGUGACGAUGUUGAUCUUGAGCAGAUCGCCGCUGAAACUCACGGUUACGUGGGUUCUGAUAUUGCGGCUCUUUGCUCGGAGGCUGCCAUGCAACAGAUUCGUGAGAAGAUGGAUCUCAUUGAUCUAGAUGAGGAUACCAUCGACGCCGAAGUGUUGGAUUCGCUAGGUGUCACCAUGGAGAACUUCCGAUUUGCUCUUGGUGUUUCGAACCCGUCGGCUCUUCGCGAAGUCGCCGUCGUCGAGGUUCCCAACGUCCGCUGGGAAGAUAUUGGAGGUCUCGAAGAGGUCAAGCAAGAUCUCAAGGAGAGCGUUCAAUACCCCGUCGACCAUCCCGAGAAGUUCCUCAAGUUCGGUCUUUCUCCGUCACGUGGUGUGCUAUUCUUUGGUCCUCCUGGUACGGGUAAAACAAUGUUGGCCAAGGCCGUUGCCAACGAAUGUGCGGCGAACUUCAUCUCCGUCAAGGGUCCUGAACUGUUGAGUAUGUGGUUUGGUGAGUCCGAAAGCAACAUCCGAGAUAUCUUUGACAAGGCUCGUGCGGCCGCUCCUUGUGUGGUCUUCUUGGAUGAACUGGAUUCGAUUGCCAAAGCCCGUGGUGGAUCCGUUGGUGAUGCCGGUGGUGCUUCGGACCGUGUUGUUAACCAGCUUUUGACCGAAAUGGACGGUAUGACAUCAAAGAAGAACGUCUUCGUUAUUGGUGCCACAAAUAGGCCCGAGCAACUAGAUCCGGCUCUUUGCCGUCCGGGUCGUCUUGACUCGUUAAUCUAUGUUCCCCUACCCGAUGAGGUUGGUCGUCUUAGCAUCCUGAAGGCACAAUUGCGCAAGACGCCCGUAUCCGGUGAUGUCGAUCUUAACUACAUUGCCUCUAAGACUCACGGCUUCUCCGGUGCCGAUCUUGGAUUCAUCACGCAGCGAGCUGUCAAGAUUGCCAUCAAGGAAUCUAUCACCCUUGAUAUUGAGCGACAACGUGCUCGUGAGGCCGAGGGUGCUGGUGACAUGGACGUCGACGAGGACGUUGAGGAUCCCGUACCCGAGUUGACAAAACGCCAUUUCGAAGAGGCGAUGCAAAUGGCCAGAAGAUCCGUCAAUGAUGUGGAGAUUCGCCGCUACGAGGCUUUCGCUCAACAGAUGAAGAACGCUGGCCCUGGUGCCUUCUUCAAGUUCCCCGCCGCCGGUACCAGUGGCACUACGGGCGAUGGCGAUGGCAACAACUUCGGCCAAGCCGGUGACGAUGACGGUCUUUACGAUUAAGUUCAGCUCCCUACUAAGUCCAAUAGUCUAAUAGGGUCACCCCUGUACUCUACUUCCUUUGCUUAUCGUGCAUUUCGACAUAAUUGACAGCACGGCACACAAUUUUGAGGGGUGGACUUGGAGCCCAGUGCCCUACUUCGUUGUUGCUCGUGAAAGGGAUUUGCAUUUCCGAUAGAUUUGAGGCCGUCAGAUGCUGGAGACGGACUGCGGCCAAAUUUCCUUGCACAACGACAGGUGUAGCCAGUUGAUCUUCACAUGGAGAUAGUUCUAUCCUAAUCAGGGUGAGAUGUAAUCAUACACAUCCAAUGCUGCAGAGGGCGGAUUAGUUUACGAUAGACCCAGAAAUUGACUUCAGUUGCUCAUAAAUAUCCUCACAAACCAGCUUUUAGUACUCUUAUUGAUAUGUGCUGUAUGAUGCGUUUGUACUUGUGAUAUGAAUGAACUCACUAUCUAUGGAUGUGUCCUUGCUGGCGUUUACGUCCAGUGUAGAUCACUUGCAACAACAUACUAUGCGCAGAAAAC
Hypoxylon trugodes is the source of this 3080-nucleotide messenger RNA. Its product is annotated as AAA ATPase. Gene Ontology annotation, biological process: retrograde protein transport, ER to cytosol; autophagosome maturation; mitotic spindle disassembly. The coding region runs from base 96 to 2558 and encodes 820 amino acids. The transcript is spliced from 6 exons. The record is from RefSeq and is a predicted model, not a curated record. Gene Ontology annotation, molecular function: ATP hydrolysis activity; ATP binding; polyubiquitin modification-dependent protein binding. Lineage: Eukaryota; Fungi; Ascomycota; Sordariomycetes; Xylariales; Hypoxylaceae. Gene Ontology annotation, cellular component: nucleus; VCP-NPL4-UFD1 AAA ATPase complex; cytosol.